AUGGAUGCAAACACAUCAGCCAGUUCAGCUUCAGCAGCUACGUCGUUCACAUGCAAUGUUUGCCAAGCAAAAUUCGAGAAUAACCUCCAGCAACGUGCUCAUUCGAAGAGCGACUGGCAUGUCUAUAAUCUCAAACGACAUGUUGCUUCUUUACCACCUAUUUCCGCUCAAGUAUACAACGACCAAAUCUUAGCAAUAAGAGAGGCGUCGACGACAGCAGAAGCGGUGGCCAGUUCAGCUUUUCAGAAAUCAUGUACUGUCUGCGAGAAAACGUUCUUCAACCACACAGCAUAUCAGAAUCAUUUCAGAUCGUCAGGCCAUGCUCAAGAAGUGGCAAGACUCGAAGCAAAGGAUGAUUUAUCAACUUCAAUGGAGCGCAUCACGCUCGAAUCACAAGAGCCAACAACUUCUUCCGAUCCGGACACCUUCAUACCAUCAGCAUGUCUUUUCUGCAAGUACGACUCGAAAUCACUUGAUCUGAAUGUCGCCCACAUGCAGAAGAAGCACGGCCUGUUCAUCGCAGACCAAGACUACCUUCUCGACCUGGAGACGUUUAUCGGAUAUCUCUUCACCGUCAUCUCACAAUUCCACGAAUGCCUCUACUGUGGAUCAAUAAAAAGCUCAGAAGAAGCAGCUAGAUCCCACAUGAUAAGCAAAGGACACUGUAACCUGAAGCCGGAUCCUGGAUCUGAGUACGAGGACUUCUAUGAAGUCGCUUCAGAUAUCGAGGAUGAAGAUCUUGAGGCAGGCGCUAAAGAGGGUAAAUCACCUGAAUUCCUCGUGCCUGACGACAACGAGCUUCGUCUCCCAUCCGGCAGAAUUCUUGGUCAUCGAUCACAAGCUCGAUACUACCGCCAACACACUCCGGCUAGUGGCAAAUCUCCGGAACGGAAAGCCAUUGAAGACGGAAAGGAGUCUGGUGAGAGCAACCAGGAGCAAGCUGAGGGUAGUCGGAAUACCAGUAGACAACUUACAACUAGAACGAGGGGAGAGAUGGGAAUGGUCGGUGUGUCAGAAGCGAAGAAGAGAGCGGUGAUGGCUGUGGAGAAGAAGAUGCUGAAGGCGGAAAUCAGAGCAAAGAGUGAUUACCGAGCUGGUUUGGAGAGGUUGGGAAACAAGCAGAAAUACUUCCGUGUAAGUACUGAUUGUGUUUGGGAUUUAACCAAAUGA
This is a messenger RNA of Mollisia scopiformis, 1170 nucleotides long. RefSeq lists its product as uncharacterized. Gene Ontology annotation, biological process: ribosomal large subunit biogenesis. The transcript is spliced from 2 exons. Gene Ontology annotation, molecular function: nucleic acid binding; zinc ion binding. Gene Ontology annotation, cellular component: preribosome, large subunit precursor. The coding region runs from base 1 to 1170 and encodes 389 amino acids. Lineage: Eukaryota; Fungi; Ascomycota; Leotiomycetes; Helotiales; Mollisiaceae. The record is from RefSeq and is a predicted model, not a curated record.